Phoenix dactylifera (date palm) is the source of this 2910-nucleotide messenger RNA. RefSeq names its product serine/threonine-protein kinase CDG1-like. Lineage: Eukaryota; Viridiplantae; Streptophyta; Magnoliopsida; Arecales; Arecaceae. Gene Ontology annotation, biological process: protein phosphorylation. Gene Ontology annotation, molecular function: ATP binding; protein kinase activity. The record is from RefSeq and is a predicted model, not a curated record.
UUAUUUCUUUUCUCUUUUACGUUAAUUUGUACGGUAGACAUAGCUGUGACAACCACCCUCCAGAUCUCAAUGCAAAACAUUCUCUCCCUCCAUCCAAACCACCAUCCCACGCCAACCUUUCCUUUUUCUUUUUCCUUUUGAUUUUUGUCCUUGUUGCCUCUGUUAUAAUUUUAUCAAUUGAGACGAAAAAGAUGAGAUUUUUCCUUACCAGACUUCAAAAAGAUUAAAUUUUUCUUUCUACUGCCCAUAGUUUAAGAGGCCAGAGGUCAGUUUGGGGUGGGGGAUAUGGGAAAGAGGAAGAGACAGAAGGGAAAUAUAUUCACAGAAGACUCCAACUUGCACAUAACCCCUUUUGAAUGCUUUACAGCGCAUAAAAUAAACCCCCUUUUCUCUCAUUCCUUCCCCCUUUUCUUUUUUUUCAAUCUCUAUUCAGCUCUUCCGAUCCCCACUUUUGUUAAUUGUUUUUUUGUUGAUGGGCACCACAUUCUUGAGUUUAUCGCUGUCAAUGGGCUUUUCGUGGCUUCUCUUUUGAUGGGCUGGUGUGUUUAGGCCUUGUGAAGAAGAAAACAGUCUCCUUUUAUGCUUUGAUUUCACCUGGUGUGGGCUUGGUAGUGAAGCGAGGGAGAAGGAAAGGAGAAGAAGAAGAAGGGGAGGAAGAAGAAGGGGAAGGGAAAGAAACAAGAACAGAGUCUUAUACCGAGUUGGCGCUGCGUCACCGUCUGUCGGCAUUGUCGGCACUCAGAUGAUGAUUGGAAACGUGGGGGAUUCAAAUAAAUUAUUGUGGGAUUUUUAAGUACAGAUGAGAUGCCUACGGCUUAACUGGCCGGUCGGCUAUAGCGAACACCAGCAACUUGAGGAAGCGAUCAAAGGGCUGGGAUUCAGCGACGACCACUUGGGGCAUAUCCUCAACUGGCCUUGGUGAAUUGGGCAUAUAGAGUGCUGUUCUGGGGGUGGUUUUGCAAUUUCUGGUUUGGUUUCUUCAUUUGAGUAAUAUCUUUGUUCCAAUGUGGACAAAAAGAUUUACUUUUGGUGCGCUAGCAAUAUGUGAUUUAAUCAGGAUGAUGAACGAAUGAAGCGAUGCAGUCACCAGCUGCAGACUUUUAGUUUGAGAAGGUUUCAGGUUCAAUGUAUAGGGAGGCAGAUUUUCCAGCCACCAUUCAACUGUACUGAGGUGGACCCAUGUUAGGGAUUCUUGCAGCAGCUGUUGGAGGUGCUGCAGGAGCCAUGGCAUUGGUAGGGAUAGUGAUCAUUUUUGUAUGGUACUGCCUAUUGCGUAAGAGGAGUGUUUCGAGAACCUCACAGACCAAUUCAUCAGAACCAUCUCUACAAGGACAAAAUAUUGAAUUGUCUUUCAGUGGAGGUGUCUCUUACCCACCAGGCUUGCAAGAAGCAAGAUGCUUUACUCUGGAGGAAUUGAAUGUGGCUACAAAGAAUUUCAGCAAUAUCAAUCUGAUUGGUUAUGGAAUGUUUGGAGAAGUCUUCAAGGGCUUGCUUCAUGGUGGAAUGAUUGUAGCUAUUAAAAGAAGGCCAUCUGCUCCACGUCAGGAAUUCGUUGAAGAGGUACAUUACUUGUCAACUAUUCGGCAUAGGAAUCUUGUGAGCCUUUUGGGUUACUGCCGGGAAAAUGAUACGCAAAUGCUUAUCUAUGAGUAUGUACCAAAUGGCAGUGUUUCCACUCACUUAUAUGGUUCCGGUCAGGUGGUAAGUGCAAGGCUAGAAUUCAAGCACAGGCUCUUGAUAGCCCAUGGGGCUGCUAAAGGUCUGGGUUUCCUGCAUUCUAUGAAUCCUCCUCUUGUACAUAUGAACUUCAAAACAGAAAAUGUUCUUGUAGAUGAGGACUUCAUACCAAAAGUUUCAGAUGCUGGGCUCCAAAGCUUACUUGAUAGAAUUGAUGAUGCUGGUCCAUCUUAUCGAAUGACAACAGAUGAUCCUUUCCUCGAUCCUGAGGUGAAGGAAUCUGGAAGAUUUUCUGUAAUGAGUGAUGUAUAUAGUUUUGGAGUGUUUCUUAUGGAGUUAGUAAGUGGACGGGAAGCUAGAUCUGACCAACGCAUCAUUGAAUUGGGCAGCUUGGGAGUUAAUUCUACCCAAUGUCUAGUCCUCAACCACCACCCCAGAAUUCUUGGUAUCUUUAGCAUGAGAAGUAGAUCUCUUGCCAAGUCAGCUUCUUAUAAGACCAGGCCUUGGUUUUAUGUGUUUAUAUGCAUGAAAAGUUUUAUUCAGCUAGCAAUAUAGUAUCAAACUGUGAACUCAGCUCAUGUGGCAGUUUAAUUCAGUUCGGUUGUCUAUUUCUAUAGUGCAGACUUGCAAUUUUGGAUUCUGAAACUGCAGUUUUCUUGAUAAACAAUCAUUUGGUUCUGAAGGCACAAAACUAUCAGGAGCCACAUAAUAUUUCUACCCUUGUCGAUCAAAGAAUGGGCAGCAGUUUUACCUCUGAAGGCAUGAAUGAGUUCUUGAGGCUAAUAGCUUGGUGUUUGAACCCAUCUAGCAAGAGACGUCCACCCAUGAAUUAUGUGGAGUUGGAACUUGACCGGAUACAUGAGAAAGAAAUGAGCCUGACCACCAUAAUGCCUGAAGGUGGUACUACUGUGACUCUUGGAAGCCAGCUGUUUACUGCAACAUAACUGAGAGGAUCUCCGGUUCUGCCUGAAGUGUAUAUCAGAUCUUUGAGCUUGGUUUUGGAAUUGUAAAGUGGAUCAUCAGCCUGCAAGUGUAUAGAAAGAAUAGCUGUAUAAUUCCUUUAGUUUUUUUCACCAUAAAUGUUAGUCAUGUUGUACAAAAACUGUUUUUGUUGUUAUACCCAUUUAUAUGAUUGAUGUUGGUGUUGAUUCAAAAUUCAUGUAUGUUUAUUAUGUAUGUGGACAGGUUUAUCAUCGUCUAAAUCUAAUGAAAUUCUAUUUUGGUUACUUUUAA